Molecule: messenger RNA, 1881 nt
Organism: Andrographis paniculata
Lineage: Eukaryota; Viridiplantae; Streptophyta; Magnoliopsida; Lamiales; Acanthaceae
Product: protein pleiotropic regulatory locus 1
Exons: 17
Coding region: 226-1662 (478 amino acids)
Biological process (GO): mRNA splicing, via spliceosome
Cellular component (GO): precatalytic spliceosome; catalytic step 2 spliceosome; Prp19 complex
Molecular function (GO): protein binding
Source: RefSeq, a predicted model, not a curated record
AUAAAUAAAUUAAAAACCACAUAGCAGGCUUUUAACCCCAUCGACAAGACUCCCCGAAGUUCCCAACCAUUCGGCUCCGCCGCCGCCGGAUCGUGGUUGUGCGGCCGCCGACUUCCGUUGUGGGCGCUGUACUUCACUAUAGUAGCUUUGUUUUGGCCAAUCUUAGUUUUAUUUUUGCUAAUUAAUCUUACGGGACACGCUCGUCUGUGAACGGCUGGGGCGACGAUGGAUUCUGAGCUAGCUGUAGAGCCGCAAUCGCUGAAGAAGCUGAGCUUCAAAUCUUUGAAGCGAGCACUUGAUCUGUUCUCUCCCAUACAUGGACAAUUUCCUCCACCCGACCCUGAGAGCAAGAGAAUUCGAGUUAGUCACAAGAUUAAUGCUGAGUAUGGAGGAUUGAAAAGUGUGAAGGUGGAGUCUUUAAAUGAGGCUGCUGCAAAGACCCAAUCUCAAAAAUCUACACCCUCGAAUGUUCUAGCUCUUCCAGUUCCUGAGCAAUCCAAUGAUCAGAAAGGUGCCUCACAGAGAGAUUUGGUAGUUAGCUCAGCAGGGCAGACUAGAGCUGCUACUGAAGUUGGUGCCCAAGGCAAGAGUGCAGCAGUUGUUCCUGCUAACCUUUCAUCUGAAAGGAAUUUUUCAACUUCUGCCAUCAUGGAAAGAAUUCCUAGUAGAUGGCCACGUCCCGUCUGGCAUGCACCCUGGAAGAAUUAUAGAGUCAUUAGUGGCCAUUUGGGAUGGGUGCGCUCUGUUGCUGUUGACCCGAGUAAUACGUGGUUUUGUACUGGUUCUGCUGAUCGGACAAUCAAGAUAUGGGACUUAGCAAGUGGCAGGCUGAAACUUACACUUACUGGUCACAUUGAUCAAAUUCGAGGCCUGGCCGUUAGUGACAAGCAUACAUACAUGUUUUCUGCUGGUGAUGACAAAUUAGUCAAAUGUUGGGACCUAGAGCAGAAUAAGGUUAUCCGAUCUUAUCAUGGUCACCUCAGUGGUGUUUACUGCUUAGCUCUUCAUCCUACUAUAGACAUUUUGCUUACCGGCGGUCGAGACUCUGUGUGUCGGGUGUGGGAUAUUCGCAGCAAAAUGCAAAUUCAUGCGCUAAGUGGACAUGAUAAUACAGUAUGUUCGGUCUUCACUCGUCCUACGGAUCCACAAGUCAUAACAGGAUCUCAUGAUUCUACAAUUAAGUUAUGGGACCUUAGAUAUGGGAAAACAAUGGCAACUCUCACACACCAUAAAAAAUCUGUGCGUGCUAUGGCUCCGCAUCCUAAAGAGGAAUGCUUUGUAUCUGCAUCUGCUGAGAAUAUAAAAAAGUUCAAACUUCCGAAAGGAGAAUUUAUGCACAACAUGCUCUCUCAGCAGAAAACAAUUAUUAAUUCAGCAGCAGUCAAUGAGGAGGGCGUACUGGCUACAGCAGGUGACAAUGGUAGCUUGUGGUUCUGGGACUGGAAGAGCGGUCACAAUUUUCAGCAAGCGCAAACCAUCGUGCAGCCCGGAUCCCUGGACAGUGAAGCUGGCAUCUAUUCCAUUACAUUUGACGUCACUGGUUCCAGGCUUAUUACUUGUGAAGCAGACAAGACAAUCAAGAUGUGGAAGGAGGAUGAGACGGCGACCCCAGAAACUCAUCCCAUCCAUUUCAAGCCACCAAGAGACAUGCGCCGCUUCUAAUGCAUCCUUGGAGUUACUCAUUUUUGUCUUGCGGAUAAAAAGAGAGGAGUUGUGACUUGUAAAAUCUACUUAUAUCUUAAAAUUCAUAGUUGAUAGCUAGCUGAUAUCUUGAAAUGUGUGAUGCUUAAGUAGUUAAGUGUGUACCCUCCAUGUUUCUGCUACUAAAUCUGUCUCCUAACUCAUUGCAAAUUCACUUCUAUCGAAACUAUAUCCAAACAA